AUGGCUACGAUCGGACACAGCAACCUUAACGCCAAAUUGGUUCUGCUUGGGGAUAUGGGUGCUGGAAAAUCAAGCCUUGUGUUGCGUUUUGUCAAGGGUCAAUUCCUUGAGUUUCAGGAAUCAACAAUAGGGGCAGCAUUUUUCUCCCAGACGUUGGCAGUAAAUGAUGCCACAGUGAAAUUUGAGAUUUGGGACACAGCAGGACAAGAGAGAUACCAUAGCUUGGCUCCCAUGUACUAUAGAGGCGCUGCUGCUGCUAUCAUUGUUUACGACAUUACUAACUUGGAUUCAUUUACACGGGCGAAGAAAUGGGUCCAAGAGCUUCAGAAACAAGGGAAUCCUAACAUGGUCGUGGCUUUUGCCGGUAACAAAGCUGACUUGGAAGAUAAGAGGAAAGUGACAGCUGAAGAAGCACGUGUAUAUGCUGAGGAAAAUGGUCUGUUUUUCAUAGAGGCCUCUGCAAAAACUGCAGCCAAUGUUAAUGAAAUAUUUUAUGAAAUAGCCAAGAGGUUACCAAGGGCACAGCCAGCACAACCAGCAGGAAUGGUUCUUGUUGAUAGACCCGCCGAAGGAUCCAAAGCUGCAUCAUGUUGUUCAUAA
Lathyrus sativus (Indian pea) is the source of this 600-nucleotide messenger RNA. The record is from the annotation of a GenBank genome assembly. NCBI's taxonomy places the organism in Eukaryota, Viridiplantae, Streptophyta, Magnoliopsida, Fabales, Fabaceae.